This is a messenger RNA of Apis laboriosa (Himalayan honeybee), 2529 nucleotides long. RefSeq lists its product as uncharacterized. The record is from RefSeq and is a predicted model, not a curated record. The transcript is spliced from 2 exons. Lineage: Eukaryota; Metazoa; Arthropoda; Insecta; Hymenoptera; Apidae. Bases 1 to 2241 code for a protein of 746 amino acids.
AUGAUCGUACGACUCCAUCUCAAUUGUGCAUACAUCCUUGUUCUGUCCAUACUUCUCCGAUCCUUCGUUUCUCAUUGCUUUCCAGAGGUUGUCAAAGACACGGCCAGUAACGCGGACGCCGGCGGCUACGCGAUCGAGGAUCAAGGCAACAAGGUGGAUCCAUCGAUAGAGCGGAUCUUCCGUGGAUCCGGCGUGGAACGUAGAAACUACGCGACCAACUCGAAGCGGAACAUCGAGGCGGUCUCGGACAAGACGACGAUCCGUACCGAGGACACGAGGAAGCGUCCCCGGAUAAAGCGGGGGGAGGAGGUGGUGGUUAAGAGGGGGGCUUCGAACGAAGGGGCGAAAAUCGAGGAGAAGCGUUCCGCUUCGAGCAAAGGGGCUGGGAAAGGAGCUGGCUCGAGAAUAGGCCGCUCAUCCUCGUCCAGGGACCUGCCCAAACUUCCGGUCAAGGAUUACGAGGUCCCCCUCGAGCAGGAGAGAUCGUCCGUGUACGGGGACGAGGCGGAGGAGGAGGUGGCCGGCUUUGGGGCGAGGAACAAGGAGGCGAGGUACAGGGGAGGGGGGGAGUACGGGGCGGGCGAGGAUUCGGCGAGAUUCAUCGAUCAGGAGGAGAGAUCCAGCCUUUACGAUGACUUCGAGGCGAAGGACGUGGUGAAGAGGGGUAUAUCCGGGGCGGAGGAUUACGAGGAGAUGGAGGAGGAGGGUGUGGAGGGGGGGAUGGACGACGGGGCGGCCUUCGACGAGAGCUCGAUCGACGAGGAGGUCGGGGGCGAGAAGAGAAAGUAUCGGGGGGGGGACGUGAGGGUGAAGAGGGAGCACGAGGCUUCGAGCUCGGGGAACGGGGGAGGCGGAGGCGGAGGCGGAAGCAGCAGCAGCAGCAACAACAACAACAACAACAGCAACAACAAGGAGGCGAUCGAGGGCGCGGAUAUCUCCGGGACGAAGAUGAACGGGGAGAGCGGGGAGGCGGAGCGCGCGGCGGAGGCGUCGUCUUCGUCGGCCGUCGAACAGAAGCCGAUGGACGCGUCCUUGAAGCGGGACGCGUCCGACAAGGGGGAGGCGAACAACAAGGGGGAGAGCAAUCAGUUGGGGCAAGCGAAGGAGGGGAAGGAGUCGAGCCAGCAAUCGAAGAGGAACGUGCUCGACAAGAACGAGAACGACGGGUCGUCCAAGUCCGGCUGCGACCGGGACACGGACAACGCGAAGAACGAGAAACCCCUCCUCUCCUCGAUGAACGAUCAGAAGGUGGAGAUGGAGAGCGACGAGGGCGCGAAGCUUCUCCAGAAUCAGGAGAGUCAAGAGGCGGUGGGGGGGGAGGCGGCUGGGGGGAAGACGCAGGAGAUCAACCUGUCGAACAACGAGAACAAGCCGAUCGGUAAUUUGAUCGGGGACUCGUUGGGCGUGAAGGGGGUGGACGCGUCGAAAACGGAGGAGUCGAAGAUCGCCGAUAUAGGGAAUCCGGAGACGUUGAAAGGUGGGGAUAUUCCCGCGAACGUGCCGGAAACGGCGGCCGUGGAGAACGCGAACGAGAAGUCGGAGUCGUCCCAGAAGGGGAGCGAGAGCGGGUCGGCCGAGCAGGUGGACGAGGAUUACCAGAAACGCGUGGAGGAGCAGAUCCAGAGGAAGAUAGACUCGAUCAAGGAGGAGAUAAAGAGGGAGAUAACGGAGAAUCAGCGUAUCAGGGAGAUAGAGGAGAACAACGCCAAGUUCGAGGAGUUGAGGGACGAGGAGGAGGAGGAGGAGGACGAGGAGGAGGACGAUCAGGAGAACGAGGCGACGAUCGACAAACGCGACACCGUGUCGAAGAGGUCGCCGGAAAAUUCUGGGGACAAGUCUCAGAUACGCGAGGAGAAACGUUUCGCGAUGGUGAGGCGAAAGAAGAGGCAGGGCGAGAACGGAGGCGGGAACGGCAACAACAACAACAACAACAGCAAUCAGGACAAGCAGGACGCGAACGAGUCGAGUUCGAGCAAGAAGACUCGGCAAGCGGCGACGAUGAAGAAACGAUCGGCGGCUAAACUGGAAGCGCAAGACCCGGAAAAGAUACCGAGGAAACGCGAGCGGCCACGCGAGGUGAUAUUGGUCGAAAGACCGGAUCGGAAAAAAAAGAGGAGACGAAGGGCUAAGAACACGGAACAACGUGGCGCAAAGCUGGAGGGUAAUCAACCAGCUGACUUUGUGCAGGACUCGAGCUUGCGCGGGAACCUCGGUGAUGGAAAGGUGAAAGGGGGAAAUUAAUCUGGUAUUGCGGAUGCUAUUAUUACGCUACUACGAGUGUCAUUAAACGAAUGGUUCCGAAUUGGCAGUCGAGCGUGGAUUCGAAGAUGACGGAAGAUGAGAAAGCGGUCGCGGAACGGAAUUCCCUGUCUGAAAAGAAAUCCGGUUCCGUGGCGUCGUUCGCAGGGAGUAACGAGGAGAUGGGCCCAUUGGCGACCGAAUACGGAGAUGCGUUCGGCGGUUUCAACAAUGAUCCUGGGGUGGCGCUAGCUAGAUUUAAACGAAUCAAACGAGUUCUUCGCCCUCCGG